CAUUCCAACUGAAUGAUUUAUAAUAUUGCAUUCAACCAAAGUUUCAAGUGAAGAGCUUUGUCCAUAACCAGAUAAUACCCAACACCCAACCUAAAAACAUGUAUCAGAUUUGGAAGCUCAUGCUCUUAGUUUCACUUUUAAUUUGCCACCUUCUAUCCAAGGUGCCGGCAACAUCAUUGGAGCCACCAAAGCACUUUGUGUUGGUUCAUGGGUCUUGCCAUGGCGCUUGGUCAUGGUACAAGGUGGUGCCACUGCUAAAAUCUGGUGGCCACAAUGUUACCGCCUUAGACCUGGGUGGGUCAGGGGUUGAUCCACAGCAAGUCAACACUCUGAGAUCGAUCUCUGAUUACAUAAAGCCCUUGAGGGAAUUCAUGGCAUCGUUACCCGAUGAAGAAAAAGUGGUGCUUGUUGGUCACAGUUUAGGCGGUUUGGCCAUCUCUCAAGCAAUGGAAAUGUUUCCGGAAAAAGUCGCUGUAGCAGUUUUUGUGACAGCCUCCAUGCCUGGUCCAACACUCAACGUUUCCAUUCUCAUUCAGAAGGCAUUACGUGAUCAAGAUUCCCAAAUGGACAACCAUUAUACAUACGAUGAUGGGCCUAGCAGCCCUCCAACCACCUUCACUUUUGGUCCAAUGUUCCUCUCUUCUAAAGUCUACCAGCUCAGCCCACCUGAGGAUUCUGCAUUGGCAAGUAUGUUGAUGAGGCCAAUACGGUUGUAUAGUGCAGAAGACAUGUCAAGAGAAGUAGUACUCUCUCAGAAGAAAUACGGGUCGGUUAAUCGGGUUUUUAUAAUUUCGGAAAAGGAUUUGGUCUCCAAGGAGGAUUUUGUAGGGUGGAUGAUCCGGGAAAACCCACCCCGUCAAGUUGAAGUGAUCAAAGGGUCCGAUCAUAUGGUGAUGAUGUCCAAGCCUAUCCAACUUUCUAAACUGCUAUUAUGCUUAGCUACAAACUACAGUCAACGCUAGAAGAAAUUUAAAUUAUUAUAAUCUAUUUAUAAUAUUUUUAUUAUAAGAUUUUAAUGUCCUUUAAGAAUAUAAUUUUAUAUCA
Molecule: messenger RNA, 1044 nt
Organism: Gossypium raimondii (Peruvian cotton)
Lineage: Eukaryota; Viridiplantae; Streptophyta; Magnoliopsida; Malvales; Malvaceae
Product: methyl jasmonate esterase 1
Exons: 3
Coding region: 99-962 (287 amino acids)
Biological process (GO): jasmonic acid metabolic process; salicylic acid metabolic process
Molecular function (GO): methyl jasmonate esterase activity; methyl salicylate esterase activity; methyl indole-3-acetate esterase activity
Source: RefSeq, a predicted model, not a curated record